UCAAUAUGUCAAAAUUGAAAUAGUGUAGACAAUCCCAUCCCGUGAACAAUAUUUUGUGAACAUGAAAAACCAACAGACAUAAAUAUAAGAAUAUGUCACCAACAUGUAGCUCCGUCAAGAAAUAAUUACACCAAAUGUUAUACUAUGAAUCCUAACAAAUACGGCUUUAUAGAUGAUGCUAAGGUACCACGGGUAAUAGCUAAAUGUCACAGAGGGACCCAAACGAAUGAAAAUUCUGAUAGUUCUCUUAAUUCCUCAAAAUCAAAGGGCACAUCACCACGCAAAGGUUCCUCACAGGACUUGGCAGUAAAAGUCUUUGAAUUUAAUGAAAUAGUACAAGAUUCAGAUCAUCCAGAAUUAAUAACAAUUAUCAGGGACUCCUUUUCUGAAGAAACACUUGAACAUACUGAUGCGCAAACGAAAGACACUACCUCUAAUAGAUACAGAUAUUGUAGAGAGGUAAUUAAACCGUUUCUUACAAAAGAUUAUUCUAAAGACUGCCAAAGUUCAGAUGACGAAAUUAUCAAAGACGUUUUGGAAUCAGUAGAAAAAGACUAUCCAGACUAUAAGCCAUGUUUUAAAACCUGUAGUACUGGUACAGAUAAUUGUAAACCGAAGGACUCUGUAACUUCAAUAAAACAAAAACAACCAGUUUGUAAAACGAGUAACACGUUUUUUUGUGAUAAAGUUGAAGCAAAAUCUCCCGCUCAGGCAGAGGUUGGAAGUCUUAUUUUUCCUGUCCCAUCAUCUAUACAUGCUGAAAACAGCUCAUCAGAUUGUACUAGCAUAAGAAGUAUGGAUAAGUUUUGCGCACCAUCUAAGAAUUGCGAUAAAGAUUCAAAUUGUCCGAAAAUAAAUGCGGAUAAGAGAAGAGAGAAUAAUAAUACACCUGAUGGCCAAUACGACGAGCCAUAUGAUCCGUGUGCGAAACCUAAAUGUGAAAAAAAAAAUAAAACAUGUGAACCAGAAAUUCAAACUUGUAAAAAGCCAAGAGCUACUGCGAAAGUACCCUCGCCACCUGUCUGUCCUGAGAACGAUGGUCUACCUUGUACACGAAAACUGAAAUCUGGCUGUGAAAGUGCGGAAGAUUUGAAAGAAUUAGAAAAGCAAAGGAGAAGGGCGGCUGCUGGUGCGUGUGGAGGGGCAAGUGCAGGUUCGAGCAAGGUGGACCUCUUUCCUUCGCCUCGUAGCCCUCUAGGGCAAAAGUCUAUUAUAGAUGCACACCGUGAAGCACUUGAUACAGUGAUGCAGGCUGCGUCUCUUGUGAUCUGUAAAGCUUAUGAUACGACCAAGGACACUGUUAGUUUGAUACAAAGCGGAAGUGCAAAACACCUGGAAAAAAUUAAAGCAUCAAAAUCGGAAUGUGAAGAUAUGUGUAACGGGCCGCCACAGCCUCCACCCAAAAAGAAAGAUCCGUGUGAGAUUUCAAAUAUCGUUAGCAAGAAAAAUCUAAUGGAAACGAUAGAUAAAUUGGAGACUUUAGAUGCCGAGGAUGUAUUGCAUAAAAUGGUUGAGAAAAUGGAUUCUACCAUAUCUAUGAUAAGUGAACAUAUAGAUUUUGAUACUAUAGCCAAUAUUUUAAAGAGUGAUCAAAAGAAUGAUUAUGAUAAACCGACAACUCCUCCCCAAAAAUUGAAAUUAAGACCUUCACACCAUUCUCCAGAUGAGCAACCUAGUAUAGAGUCUAGUAUACAUGAUAGUAUUCAGGCAAAUAUUAACACUGCUGGCAAUGUAUUCACAGCUAUUAAAAGUAAAAUUUUCUCAAUUUUCUCUGAGGUAACGAAAGGGACAGAUAAGGAGAAACCAGAUGAGCAAAGGGAAGAUUUCGAUGAUGAAGACGAAAGUUAAUUGGGCAUUGAUCUAUUACGUUGUUAUAACAAUGAAUUAUCUAUAAAAAUUGCA
Messenger RNA from Plodia interpunctella (Indianmeal moth), 1902 nucleotides. RefSeq lists its product as uncharacterized. NCBI's taxonomy places the organism in Eukaryota, Metazoa, Arthropoda, Insecta, Lepidoptera, Pyralidae. The coding region runs from base 145 to 1848 and encodes 567 amino acids. The transcript has a single exon. The record is from RefSeq and is a predicted model, not a curated record.